GUGCGGCAUCCUUCUUUAGUGCAAGUGUUUUGUAGACAUGGCAUAACGAAGGAAGUGGCACUCGACUGCGAAUUUGUCGCCAAAGGCUCGCUUCAACUUGAAAAUAUGUUAGCGAGGGUGUCAAUUGUCAACAGCGACUUAGAAUGCCUUUACGAUGAAUACGUGAAACCACAAGAGGAGGUUACUAAUUACCGCACUCACGUGUCUGGCAUCAGGCCUAAAGAUAUCGAAAACGGAAAAGAUUUUCACAAGGUCCAGAAAGAGGUGCAGGAGAUCGUACGCGGCCGUAUUCUUGUUGGGCAUGAUCUCGAACACGAUUUCAUGGCUCUUAAGUAUUCGCACAGGCGUGACCUAGUGCGCGAUACGUCAGACUACAGAAUACCUGACAAGUACGGCAAGCCAAAACUGAAGGAGCUCGCGAAGGAGUUGCUCGGUAUUGACAUCCAACAAGGGGAGCAUGACUCGGUGAGUGAUUGA
Molecule: messenger RNA, 477 nt
Organism: Gongylonema pulchrum
Lineage: Eukaryota; Metazoa; Nematoda; Chromadorea; Rhabditida; Gongylonematidae
Source: the annotation of a GenBank genome assembly